AUGGUUUCCACAGCCACGCUGUGUUCGAGCUUCAUUUCAGGACCUUCAUCCUCCUCCCGCUACUCUCUCUCUGCGACUCCAUCCUACUGUGCAUUUCCUCCUCGCAGGAUCACCACGCCAAGAAUGGGAUCAUCUCCGACCCAGGCCCAGGCCCAUGCCCAAGCCCACUUAAAGGAGGCCAAGCUCUGGGGCGGCAGGUUCAAGGAGGGCGUAACCGACGCCGUGGAGAGGUUCACGGAGUCGAUCUCCUUCGACAAACAGCUCUACAAGCAAGACAUAAUGGGAAGCAGAGCGCAUGCGUCAAUGCUCGCUCACCAGGGGUUGAUAAGCGCGAGCGACAGAGACUCCAUUCUGGAAGGUUUGGAUGAAAUAGAGAGGCGCAUUGAGAGUGGAGAGUUCAAUUGGAGAGCUGACAGAGAGGACGUGCACAUGAACAUCGAGGCUGCGCUUACUGACAUAAUCGGUGAGCCUGCGAAGAAGCUCCACACCGCUCGGAGUAGAAACGAUCAGGUAUUGACUGAUUUUCGCCUCUGGUGUCGCGACGCCAUCGACGGGAUCCUCGUGAGCAUGAAGCAGCUUCAGGUGUCGCUGCUGACCCUGGCUUUGAGGAACGAGGGUCUAAUUGUUCCUGGUUACACUCACUUGCAGCGCGCACAGCCGGUUUUGCUGCAGCAUCUUCUCUUGGCUUAUGUUGAGGAGAUUGAGCGUGAUGCUGGGCGUUUGGUAGAUUGUAGAGCUAGGAUGAAUUUCUGCCCCUUAGGGGCUUGUGCCUUGGCUGGUACAGGGCUUCCCAUUGAUCGAUUCAUGACUUCAGAAGCUUUGGGAUUUACGGCUCCCUUGAGGAAUAGUAUAGAUGCAGUUUCCGACCGAGAUUUUGUACUGGAGUUUCUUUCUGCUAAUGCCAUCACAGCUGUGCAUCUUUCUCGGCUUGGUGAAGAGUGGGUAUUGUGGGCUUCGGAGGAAUUUGGAUUUAUCACACCAAGCGACUCUGUUUCAACUGGAAGUAGUAUCAUGCCUCAGAAAAAGAAUCCAGAUCCAAUGGAACUUGUUCGAGGGAAGUCUGCUAGAGUCAUAGGGGAUCUGGUUACACUUCUCACAUUGUGCAAAGGUCUUCCUCAUGCUUACAACCGUGAUUUGCAGGAAGACAAAGAACCAGUAUUUGACAGCGUUAAAACUAUCUUGGGUAUGCUCGAGGUAUCAGCAGAAUUUGCUCUAAACAUUACUUUCAAUCAGGAAAGAAUACAAAAGGCAUUACCUGCUGGUCAUCUUGAUGCAACCACACUUGCUGAUUAUCUUGUGAAUAAGGGUGUGCCAUUUAGAACGUCUCAUGAUAUUGCUGGAAAAUCUGUUGCUUUAUGUACAUUGAAGAAUUGCCAACUGCUGGACUUAAGUCUUGAUGAGCUGCGAAGUAUAAAUCCAGUAUUUGAAGAGGACGUGUAUGAUUUUCUUGGAGUAGAAAAUGCGAUCCAGAAAUUUGUGUCUUACGGCUCCACUGGGUCAGCAUGUGUUGCCAGCCAAAUUGACUAUUGGAUGAAAAAACUUGAAAUGAAGUGA
Molecule: messenger RNA, 1554 nt
Organism: Sphenostylis stenocarpa
Lineage: Eukaryota; Viridiplantae; Streptophyta; Magnoliopsida; Fabales; Fabaceae
Source: the annotation of a GenBank genome assembly